AUGGACUGCUCCCCGGUGUCCUUCCCCAGCUUGUCUCUACAGCCCGACGAGGCCCAAUGCACUGACAUCCGUCCGCCGCUCCCCCCGCGCAUCCACUCUACACCAUCUCUCCCUAGUCUCUGGCAUGUGUCACUCCCUCUUCAAUCCAUUUGCACCAGUCUAAACGUUCCGCCAACUUUUGACAGGGAGCAGGCUCAUGCAUCGGCACCAUCUAGCUUGGCACAUCGUUUUCAAGCGCGCUACCGCCCCCAAUUACGUCCCCUCGAUCUCGCUGCUAGCCCAGAGACAACCCCUCCGAGGGCCAAGCUCGCCUCUUCAGGCCAGCGCAGCGCCUCUGGCUCUCCUUGCCGCCAGCCAUCGCUACUGACUCCACCACUGACACCCUCUUCGUCAUUCAACUCGGCUACUCACGAUGGGCCGUCCACCCCUUCCGAAGUACAUUCGUCUCUGCGCUGGAUGCAUGUUGCCGACGGGAUAGGCUUUCCCGGUUCACCAGCUCUAACUGACUCUCCCACGGCCCUGAAAGGACAUCAGCCUCUACCCCAAGGUGGAUACCUUACCCCAUCCAGCGCGAGGUCUCAGUCUAUUUCCUCUGAUACUGAUUCCGGAUAUGCCACCUCGCCAGCGGGAAGUGUUCUUGAUCCCGUCUCAGCGCUCGUAAAGAACAUCAGCAGUGUCGACAUCACACCUCGCGACGAAGACGCAAAUUUGGGAUCACAGGGCUUGCCUUUCGAUGAUCUUAAUACCAUUUCUGGAUUGUAUCCCGGAGGAGACCAGAGCGAUAGCAAUGCUAGUCAUUUCCUUCUGAUUCAAAAUGUCCCUGUAGACACGCCCGGGGCAAAGCUCAAAGCCAUUUUCGCUCCGAUGGGCGACAUCAAAGGCAUCUGGGUGCGGUUUCAGUCAUCUCAUCGGAUCGUGAUCCUUGCUUUCUAUAACGUGCGGCAUGCCAUUCGCGCGAAGAGGCAAAUUGCUGGACAAGUUCUUCGGGGACUCGAUGAUGUGCGUCUUGACGCAGGAUUCGUAAACGCUGAGCGACUAGAAAUGAUCGCGGGAAAAUCUAACUUCAUAGAUGAGACGGAUGGAAAGGUGACCGUAUCUGUCGGAGACCGUCGCUUUGAAUCGGCGAACUUGCAGAAGUUACUCUCUUCAUUUGGCGACCUGAUGACAUUCGGCGCUGAUACUCAUGAGUCUAUGUUUCAUGCGGAGUAUUAUGACGUUCGUGAUGCUGAGAACGCGUACAGGACGCUCAAUGGACGUAACUUUAUGGGAUGUCUGCUGCGUCUCUUCAUUAAGAACGAUGCCCCAUCACAACGGACACCCUCGCACUCGGAUGACCCGUUUCACAGUACGGGCGGUGCCAGGUCAGCUGAAUAUCAAGUGUCGGACCAUCUCACCGAGAACCCCAAUCCUGACCAGCAAGAACAAUCCGAGAGGGACACGCGUUGCAUGGAAGGCCGUAUUCGCCCCCGCAGUGUAAGCGCCAGCGAGAAUAUGGGUGCUCCAGAUGCCGUUCGAAGAGCGUGCCGAGGAAGAGAGUCGCCGCUGGAGCACAGUAGACGCAGCUCGAAUGAUCUAUUCUUCGACGCCGUCCGCAAGACCUCAUCCACUCCUCAGACUCCGUCUCGACCAAGGAGUAUUAGUAUCGGACCUGAUGAGUUAGCCGGAACAGCAAGAUUGCAGCGUCCAGAAUUUAUACCAGCGCCUGCAUACCCGCAUUCAUACGUCGAUUCGUCGUCCUUGUAUGUGCCUCCAGAGUACACGUAUGUGCACCAGACACCAUACUCUGCAAUGCCUGGUGCAUAUGCCAACACCGCCGUUGAUGCCGGCGCCAACAGCCAGUGGACUUUCGCCGCUCCACCAGUCCCGACCAUCGAGUACUGUCUUCCUCCAUCGCCUCGUACGAUGUAUCAUCUUUCCGCUCAGAAGAAGCCUUCCCACUCUGAAUAUCAGCGCCAAAGCUCUAGUCCUACCGACACCGACGAGUAUGAUCAAACAUACACUACUGCACCCCGCGUGUGUGUGCGUCGCCCUUCUACGUCGCAAGAGGCCUCGUUCGAUGGCGCUGAGAGACGUCUUCAUGCGAAUCCUGGCGGCACACCCCAUGUCAUCAGCGAGAAGAAUCAGCUAAACGUAGAGGCUAUCGAGCAAGGAAAUGACAUGCGCACAACGGUAAUGAUCAAAAACAUUCCGAACAAGAUGAGUGACAGGGACCUGCUCGCAUUCAUCGGGAAAGAUGGACUUCCAGAACGGCGAGUGACCUCCGAUGUUGUAUGCUGCAAUGUUGGCUAUGCUUUCGUUAACUUUAUCACAGUGGGAGAUCUCUUGCAAUUUGCUAAGACCCAGCUUGGUGUGAAAUGGAAUAUGUAUUCUAGCGAGAAGGUCUUGCAGAUGUGUUACGCCACUUAUCAAGGAAAGGAGGCGCUCGUCGAGAAAUUCAAGAACUCAUGUAUUAUGGAUGAGCGCGAAGCUUGGCGGCCGAAGAUAUUCUUUUCCGACGGCAGUAACCAAGGUCUUCCUGAGCCGUUCCCGCCACCUACCCAUCUGCGGAGGAAGGAGCGCAGCUCUCAUAACCGGGGAGCUUUGUUUGUCCCAGGUGCUCAUUAUCAGCAACGACACGACGGCAGUACUCUAUAUCACCAUCGCCCCAGUCCUCCUCGCAUGUCUGGCCGUAAUGUCAGGAGCGAUUGCAAGUGA
Fibroporia radiculosa is the source of this 2694-nucleotide messenger RNA. RefSeq lists its product as uncharacterized. Lineage: Eukaryota; Fungi; Basidiomycota; Agaricomycetes; Polyporales; Fibroporiaceae. Bases 1 to 2694 code for a protein of 897 amino acids. Gene Ontology annotation, molecular function: RNA binding. The transcript is spliced from 11 exons. The record is from RefSeq and is a predicted model, not a curated record.